CCUUGCUUUUCUCGCCUGGAGUCGCUCGGCAGGCGCCCAGGCCCUCGGGGCUCGGGUUGUGCUCCCCUCGGGGCCUGCCUGCUGGGCCGCCCUUUGAGCCUAGGCCGCGGAAGCUGGGGCUCCCGAUCCCCACCCUCCUGCGCGACCCCCGCAGGGCGGGCCGCCCCACCGCUGGCCUUGACCCGCACCCCUUUCUCUCCGGUGGCCGCUGCCUGCUGCCAGCGGCUUCCUGGUCCCCGUCAGCAACACCAGGGGCAGGGAGAGGCCCACCGUCUUCUCCUGCCCGCCCCCCAUUGGCGAGCGAUGAAGGCGGGGGCCUGCGUCUCCGUGUUCGGGUCUCACGCAGCUAGAUGUUGAUUCCACGGUCCAGCCUAAGGCCCCUCAGUCUCUCUGUGCCUCUGGAAGCCGAAUGAGGGGCAGUCAAGGUUGAACAUUGGAUACGCCUUUGAGUACCUUAUUGAAACAUUAAAUGACAGUUCACAUAAGAAGUUCUUCGAUGUAUCUAAACUUGGAGGCACCAAGUAUGAUGUUCUGCCUUACUCAAUACGGGUCUUGUUGGAAGCUGCUGUACGAAAUUGUGAUGGCUUUUUAAUGAAGAAGGAAGAUGUUAUGAACAUUUUAGACUGGAAAACUAAACAAAGCAAUGUUGAAGUGCCCUUUUUCCCUGCCCGUGUUCUUCUUCAAGAUUUUACUGGAAUACCAGCAAUGGUGGAUUUUGCUGCUAUGAGGGAGGCAGUGAAAACUCUUGGAGGUGAUCCUAAGAAAGUCCAUCCUGCUUGUCCGACAGAUCUUACAGUUGACCAUUCUUUACAAAUUGACUUCAGUAAAUGUGCAAUACAGAAUGCACCAAAUCCUGGAGGUGGUGACCUGCAGAAAGCAGGAAAGCUCUCUCCACUUAAAGUGCAGCCUAAGAAGCUUCCCUGCAGAGGCCAGACUACCUGCCGAGGAUCUUGUGAUUCUGGAGAACUAGGCCGAAACUCAGGAACAUUUUCUUCGCAGAUUGAGAAUACACCCAUCCUGUGUCCUUUUCAUUUGCAACCAGUGCCUGAACCUGAAACAGUGUUAAAAAAUCAAGAAGUAGAAUUCGGCAGAAACCGAGAGAGGCUUCAGUUUUUUAAGUGGAGUUCAAGAGUUUUUAAGAAUGUGGCAGUAAUCCCUCCUGGAACUGGAAUGGCUCAUCAAGUAAACUUAGAAUAUUUGUCAAGAGUGGUUUUUGAAGAAAAGGACCUCCUCUUCCCAGACAGUGUAGUCGGCACAGAUUCACACAUAACAAUGGUGAAUGGUUUAGGGAUUCUGGGGUGGGGGGUUGGAGGCAUUGAAACAGAAGCAGUUAUGCUUGGUCUGCCAGUUUCUCUUACUUUACCAGAGGUGGUUGGAUGUGAGUUAACUGGGUCAUCAAACCCUUUUGUUACAUCCAUAGAUGUUGUUCUUGGUAUUACAAAGCACCUCAGGCAAGUAGGAGUGGCUGGAAAGUUUGUUGAGUUUUUUGGAAGUGGAGUUUCACAAUUAUCUAUAGUUGAUCGAACUACAAUAGCAAACAUGUGUCCGGAAUAUGGUGCUAUCCUCAGCUUUUUCCCUGUUGACAAUGUGACAUUAAAACAUUUAGAACAUACAGGUUUUAGCAAAGCCAAACUCGAAUCAAUGGAAACAUACCUUAAAGCUGUGAAAUUGUUUCGAAAUGACCAGAAUUCUUCAGGAGAACCUGAAUACUCCCAGGUGAUCCAGAUUAAUCUGAAUUCAAUAGUUCCAUCUGUUAGUGGUCCAAAAAGACCUCAGGAUAGAGUUGCUGUGACAGAUAUGAAAAGCGAUUUCCAGGCUUGCUUAAAUGAAAAGGUUGGAUUUAAAGGCUUCCAAAUUGCAGCUGAAAAACAGAAGGAUAUUGUCUCCAUUCAUUAUGAAGGAAGUGAAUAUAAGCUGUCUCAUGGAUCAGUGGUCAUUGCUGCAGUUAUCAGUUGUACCAAUAAUUGCAAUCCAUCUGUUAUGCUUGCUGCAGGUCUUUUGGCUAAAAAGGCUGUUGAAGCUGGUCUGCGUGUUAAACCUUAUAUAAGAACAAGUUUAUCUCCAGGCAGUGGGAUGGUUACACAUUACCUCAGUUCAAGUGGAGUAUUACCAUAUCUCAGUAAGCUUGGAUUUGAAAUCGUUGGCUAUGGAUGUUCAACUUGUGUGGGAAAUACAGCGCCCUUAUCAGACGCAGUUUUAAAUGCAGUAAAACAGGGUGAUUUGGUUACCUGUGGAAUUUUAUCUGGAAACAAAAAUUUUGAAGGUCGUCUUUGUGAUUGUGUUCGUGCCAAUUAUCUUGCCUCUCCACCCUUAGUGGUAGCUUAUGCCAUAGCAGGCACAGUGAAUAUAGAUUUCCAGACAGAACCUUUAGGUACUGACCCCACCGGCAAGAACAUUUACCUGCAUGAUAUUUGGCCUAGUCGAGAAGAAGUUCAUCGAGUAGAGGAAGAACAUGUUAUACUAUCCAUGUUUAAAGCAUUAAAAGAUAAAAUAGAAAUGGGGAAUAAACGGUGGAAUUCCUUAGAGGCACCGGAUUCAGUUUUGUUUCCAUGGGACUUAAAGUCUACUUAUAUCAGAUGCCCUUCAUUUUUUGAUAAACUUACCAAAGAGCCAGUUGCACUCCAGGCUAUUGAAAAUGCCCAUGUCUUAUUAUAUUUGGGAGACUCUGUCACAACAGAUCAUAUAUCACCUGCAGGAAGUAUCGCUAGGAAUAGUGCUGCCGCUAAGUAUUUGACAAACAGAGGCCUUACCCCUCGUGAAUUCAACUCUUACGGAGCUCGAAGAGGUAAUGAUGCUGUAAUGACGAGAGGCACUUUUGCAAAUAUCAAGCUUUUUAAUAAGUUUAUUGGAAAACCAGCUCCUAAAACAAUUCAUUUUCCAUCAGGACAGACGCUAGAUGUAUUUGAGGCUGCAGAGCUGUACCAGAAAGAAGGUAUCCCACUGAUUAUUUUAGCAGGAAAGAAAUAUGGUUCAGGAAACUCCAGAGACUGGGCUGCCAAAGGACCGUAUUUACUGGGUGUGAAAGCUGUUUUGGCCGAAAGUUAUGAAAAAAUACACAAAGAUCAUUUGAUUGGAAUUGGCAUAGUUCCACUUCAGUUCCUUCCAGGAGAAAAUGCAGAUUCCUUGGGCCUCUCCGGUAGAGAAACAUUUUCUUUAACAUUUCCUGAAGAACUAUCUCCUGGAAUUACAUUGAAUAUACAGACAAGCACUGGAAAAGUAUUCAGCGUGAUUGCUUCGUUUGAAGAUGAUGUGGAAAUAACAUUGUACAAACAUGGAGGAUUAUUAAACUUUGUGGCACGAAAAUUCUCAUAGUAUCUACUUACCAUGGAUACCUUUCAUAACUGGUAACUGCAAAGCCUUUUGUGCUGGACCCAGGAAUCCUUACCAUGGAGCAGCAGAUAGUCCCAGUAUACUCACUUAUCUCAUCCAUGGAUGUAAAUGAUGAUGAAUCAACAUAGUAACUGAAAUGAAAUCUUCUUGAUUUUAAAUAAUAUACGAAUGGUGCUAUUAACAUUGCUAAAAUCAACGUGUGAAGUGUGUUGUGGAAGAGACCUGUAAGUAUGGGGGGGCGAUAUUUUAUCAGACCAUUUUGUAAAUAAAGGCAGAAUUUGUGUUGAAGAUUCUUAUAUGAGUAACCUUCCUGGAUUUGUUUAGUUUUGCACCAAUAAAACUGUGUACUACUGUUUGUUGGUUUAAGAGUAGCAGAUUGAAAUAUAAGAAGCCAGAUUAGACUCUAAAAUUGUGGUCAUUGGAAUCUCAUUUAUAAAUGGACCUUUUAAGUAUAUUAAUUCCUCUUCAGAAUUGAGCUGGACACAUUUGGCAUUCUUAGUUUGUCAUAUAACCAGGUUUAUCCUUAGUCUAACUGCAAGGGAUAGAACCUGCCCCAGGUCACAAUCAUUCUGUCCAAUCCAGCCAAGGUUCUCUCCACAUAUGAAGAUGGACCAUGGCAAGAUACAACUGAUUGUGUGGCACCAUGUAUUAGCAGUGGAAAUAUGUAUCACAUAUGAUGCAGCCUUUAAUGUUUCAGCAGUUUGCCACUGUGACUAUCUGGCAAGCCCCCAGAUGGCAUUAUAUUAAUUGGAUUAGAUUAUUUUGCUCACCUUAUGUAAUACUGUAACUUCCUAUAACCUAAUAUUUUCAGUAUCGUUAACCAAAAUUUCACACUCAUAGUUGCUAAAGAGAAUGUUAUUCAAUCAUUAAACUCUGAACUGAUUUCUUCUAUACAUUUAAAUUAUCCACCCUCAAUUAUACGGGUGCUCAACCCUAUGCGUUUUUUAAGUGUUGCUUUUUCUUAAUCAAAUUGAUUUCCUGUCAUUCUGAAUCAUUUAUCACCUGCAAUGCAUGAUUCUAUUAAUUUUGUUAUGUUACUGUUUUAACCAAAGCUGACUGUAAGGAUAAAACACUUAAGUUGUUGCUGAGUACUAUAUAUCUUCAAUAUGCAUGUCUGCCCAUCACAUCAAAUGUUCUGUCAAGAUGUUUGGCAAUUUUUUUAAAAAAGGUUGGAAAAUUAAUUAUAGAAGGUUCUAUACCGUUUUUUAAUUAAGAAACUAAAUCUAGCAGGCUAAAGGUUAAUUGUAGUGAUUUUUUUUUCACAUAGAUACCUUUCUAUGACCUAGUUAGUUACUGCAAUUCAGAAUUAGUUCACAUUGCAUAAAGAAUUACUUGUUUUAAGCAAAAUGCUGAAACUACCAAACCAGUGGAUGAAGACCACUAAGAACUUUGCACAUAGUCAUACAAUCUUUUGAAAAUAUUUUCCAAAUAUGUGUUUAGACAAUAAGAUGGACUAGAGUUUGACAAAAUGAUUUCUUUAUUUAAAUUUUGUAUAAGUAUUUUCUUUGACACUUUCAAUUAUAUUGUGUUCUUGAUAUAUGCUGUAUAUUUAUUUGUCAGUGCAUGUGUUUUUAAUUUACAUGAAAACAUGAGUUAGGAGAAAUUACAGGUUGAAAGAUGAAAUGCCUGUAUGUGCUCUGAAGAAAUGGUAAUUCCAGAUUGUGCAGGGGAAACAAAUCUAUUUUGUUUUGUUUUGUUUUGUUUUUUGAGACGGAGUCUUGCUCUGUCGCUGGGCUGGAGUGCAAUGGCGCGAUCUUGGCUCACUGCAGCCUCCGCCUCCUGGGUUCAAGUGAUUCUCCUGCCUCAGCCUCCUGAGUAGCUGGGACUACAAGCAUGCACCACCACACCCGGCUAAUUUUUGUAGUUUUAGUAGAGACAGGGUUUCACCAUGUUGGCCAGACGAUCUGAAUCUCUUGACCUAGUGAUCCGCCCGCCUCGGCCUCCCCAAGUGCUGGGAUUACAGGCGUGAGCCACCACACCCGGUCUAUAUUGUUUUGAAGGCAUACUCUAUAUAUAGUUAUGGGCAGAGGCACAGGCAUCCUCAGCAGCUGAUUCAGGAGAUGAUGGUAAAGCUAGCUAACUAUGAAUUAAACAUUCACAUAUCCAGUCUACCUGGUCCAGUAAUAAUACAAGCAAAUCUUGUAUUUCAGGAACAAAUCAAGGUUCUCUUAAUUUUUUGGCUUAUAUACAAUGAAGUAAAAACUUGAUAAACAUGGUUUCAAAUUGAGGAGGAGAGUCUUGGAUGUAUGUUUUAAUAUGUAUACCUUAUAAUUCUGCCUCUAGCCAAAUGUUAUGUUUGCAAAAUGUGGCAUCUGUUAGUUUUUAUUGUCUGUAUCUUCUUUGUUGACUAUACCUGGGUAAUUUUGUGUUACCAAAAAAAUAAGGAAGUGUAAUGUCAGACACAAGAAAAGCAAAUCAGUGUUGUAAGCUUAAAGUACAAUUUCAAAGGUCAUUACCAACAGCAGGUUUUUUUUUUAUACUUUAAAAACAUUAUGCUACAUAUCAUUGCCAUUUUCAUAUUUUGGGGUUUUGCUACUCUUAUACAAUGGAAUCAAUGAAAAUGUCAUCCAGCCACUGAAUUGCCAUUAUUAUAUCUAAAAAGUUUCUAAGAUGACAGUUGUCACUAUUUUGUUUUAUCUCCAUGCUGACAUUUGAAAGAAGGUACUAGUAUCCCUCUAGCCAGAUUGCUUAGUUUUUCGUUGGUAAUCAAACAACAGUUGUACUAAAGGAAAGUAAAGCUAGGACCUAAAUCAGAAUCAUAGUUGCCUGCAUAUAUGGUAACAAGGUUGUGUGCAUUUGCUUUCACAGUGAUGAGUGAGAGGAUGAGAAGAAAUUAUUUGACAUUUUUCUGUGGUUGAAUAGAAGACACCUUUCUUUUGUCUUUAGGUUUAGGAGAAGAUACUAAGAUACUGGAUGUUUGUCCUAUCUUAGUUUGGUUGGAGUAAUAAGAGAGAAGAAGAGGGUAGACUUUGGCUUUUUCAGUGUUUUUUCCCCUAAAGAGUGAUAUUGCUGAUGUUUCUAUCAAUUUUACAUAUAAUAUGUGGCUAUGAAACCAUAUAUCUCACUUAAGUAACAAAGUAAUCACUUUGUCUAUCACUAAGUAAUAGACAAAAAUCAUUGUCUAUUAUUUAAAGCCAACAAAACAGUGUAACAGUUUUAAGUUCAAUAAUGUUAAGUAUUGUAUAGAAAUAUAUUGGAGGCAAAGUUCAGUUGAUGACAAUUGUGUAUAUGUUACUGAUGCUGUAAAUUAUUUUUAAUAAAGAAAAUUGUAUUAUCACA
Nomascus leucogenys (northern white-cheeked gibbon) is the source of this 6609-nucleotide messenger RNA. RefSeq names its product iron responsive element binding protein 2 (gene IREB2). The record is from RefSeq and is a predicted model, not a curated record. Gene Ontology annotation, biological process: citrate metabolic process; tricarboxylic acid cycle. Gene Ontology annotation, cellular component: cytosol; mitochondrion. NCBI's taxonomy places the organism in Eukaryota, Metazoa, Chordata, Mammalia, Primates, Hylobatidae. Gene Ontology annotation, molecular function: 4 iron, 4 sulfur cluster binding; aconitate hydratase activity; iron-responsive element binding.